Molecule: messenger RNA, 1055 nt
Organism: Penaeus monodon (black tiger shrimp)
Lineage: Eukaryota; Metazoa; Arthropoda; Malacostraca; Decapoda; Penaeidae
Product: integumentary mucin C.1-like
Exons: 4
Coding region: 18-842 (274 amino acids)
Source: RefSeq, a predicted model, not a curated record
CACCACCGCCCACCGCCAUGGCCGCCGCUGCUUCUUGGAUCGGCCUUGUCCUCUCCUGCUGUGCUUUCGCAGGAUUGGCAGAGGGCGGCAACCUUCGAGCCGGUACAUGCGAAUACAACGGCAUUACAUACUGGGGAGGUCAGACCAUUGAGGCUCUGCCGGAGCAAUGCACUGAGCUCAAGUGCAAGUGGUCCGCCGACGGGAACCCGACGGUGCAGCUGAUGCCCAUCGACGGAUGCAGCUGCACCACCGCCAGGGCUCUCCCGACCGACCACGAAGCGGAGGACCUCCACGCCCAGACCCGCCAGACCAAGAGCCAGUGUCUGUUCAACGGCCAGCUCAGGUGGGGCGGCGCCGUCCUCGACCGGAUCGACGAGAACUGCGUCAAGCUCGUCUGCAAGAGUGUGGCCGGCGCGCAGAAUUAUCCCGAGUUGCAGACAACGUCGGGCUGCACUUGCACACAGCAAUCAACUACGAGUACGACUUCAACUUCUGCCACGUCCACAACCUCGCCCACUACAUCUGCAACCACGCCCACCACUUCUACUGCAACCACGCCCACUACAUCCGCAACCACGCCCACCACCUCUGCAACCACGCUAACCACUACUACAACCACGACCACCACUUCCACUACAACCACGCCUACAUCUACCACAACCUUAUCAACAACAACAGCUACAUCAACAACCACACAAACUACAACCACAGAAAUGACAACCGCAGACGACUCCACAAUCAAGGGCUGCAAGGAGGAGACCACCCCAGAGGCGCCCACAACCACAGUUUCUGCGACCGACACCACCGAGGCCUGCGCUGGCACUGACACCGUCACUCCCUAGUCACAGGUCGAUUUUGGACUCUUGAAGUCUCUUUAGAUUGAAAUAAUAAAACAAACUCCCGCAACCUUGGCUAAAUAACAUUUUCAAUAUGGUUCAAGCGUUUAAUACAUGAGGAUCUACUCUUAAGGUCUUAAGGGAUGGAUGGAAAAUUGAAUUUAUAGUCAGCAAUCAGAUGUUCUUUGAUGGUGGAUUGAAUAAAGUUAUUAUAAAAUG